This is a messenger RNA of Adineta steineri, 1368 nucleotides long. The record is from the annotation of a GenBank genome assembly. Lineage: Eukaryota; Metazoa; Rotifera; Eurotatoria; Adinetida; Adinetidae.
AUGUUUUUGCUGCUUUUAAUUUUAAUUACAUGUCCGUUAGGUAGUCAUUCAUAUUUUCAAGGAGUUGAACUUCUUUCUGAUGUAAACUAUACACAAGGUUUUAGUGUUAUUCCAGCUUGUUUUAUAAAUCCAGAUGCAUGUGCUAAGGGACCACAAUUCCGUUUAUAUAAUCCAUUUUCAACUGCACCGAAUAUAAGUGCAUUGUGGCAAAUGGCACAAUGGGAUAGUCAUUCAAAUAUAUCUACAAAUGGAACAUUCGUUAACGAUGGAAAGAGUGAAGGUAUGCAAUGGUCAUCGGAAGACAAACGUUUUAUACUUUUUCAAGAUGAUCGUUUACAAAUAUCAGUUAAUGGAUAUCAUGAAUAUCAGGGCAAAUAUAGAACACCAGACGAACCAUGGGUUGCGCUUUUAUUACAACAAAGUAUUGGAAAAUCCACUGGUUCUGUAUCAUUAAAUCAAGUUACUGAAUUACAAUGGAAUUUAGAUAUUCAACUUUUAUAUAUGGAUCAACAUAUUCAACCAGGUUACAACCCAAAUAUUCAUGCAGGACAAUUUCUUCUAUAUAUGGCAAUUCAAAAUUUAGUUCCAGGUGAUCCAGAAUAUGGAAAAUAUUUUUGGCUAGGAAUAUGUUUAUAUGAUGAUCGUUUUCCUAUGAGUCCUCUAUAUAUUAAUGGUGAUAAAGGUACAGGUUCGUUAAUAUAUCAACCAGCUUUUUCAAAUUUUGCAAAUACAUCUGUGCAUUCUGAAAAUGUUGUGCAUGUAAGUGGAAAUAUGAGGCCAUUUGUUCGAUUAGGACUUGAAGCAGCUGUUGAACGUGGGUUUUUAAAUUCAACUGAUCUUAGCAAAUAUUAUGUUGGAGGAAUGAAUAUUGGAUGGGAAGUAACUGGAUUAAAUAAUGGUACAAUUGAAAUAGGAAAUUUUAGUUUAAAACAAUAUACAGCACAAAAUCCCAAAUCGUAUGAAUUUAAUCAGAAUGGAGAUACAGAAGGAUGGAAAACAACAUUUAAUUUAAAUGAAAAUACCAAUAAACCUUUGAAUGGAAAAUGGAUUUUAUCAUUAAUAGACAAAGAUUCCUAUUUAUUAAGUCCAGAGAUAAUGAUUGAUACAUUAGUAGUAAAGAAAAUAAUUAUUCGUAUCAAUUAUAACAAGUUUCAAUUACUUUGGAGUAGAAGUACUGAAGAAUUAUUCGAUGAAAAUGAUAGUAUUCUAGUUGAAAUGGAAAAUGAUGGAAGAUGGAAAGAAUAUAUAUUAGACUUAUCUAAUAAUUCCAAUUGGUAUGGUAUUGUACGUCGAUUACGAAUUGAACCUGUACGAGAAGAAAAUAAUAUAAAAUUCGGUAUUGAUUAUAUUCGAUUUUCUUCUUAUUAA